CGGGGGCCGCGAUUGUCUGCGCCUGCGCGAGGCGCCGCUCCCCCUCUCCCGCACGCCGACAGCGGGCGCCGGGCCUUUGUCUAAGGCUGUUCGCCUCCUAGGCGGCCGUGGCCGGGUUUUUUCCUGUCCAGCCGUGGGUCCCGGGCGGGCUUCUCCUUCGGAGUCCGCACCGCUGGUGGGGCUCCCAUUUACCGUCCUGCGGCUUCCUCCCCAGCCGGCGCCCCUCCGCAAACUGGGCACUGGAACCAGCGUAGGCUGCCAGGUCGCUGGCAGCCGGGUGGCGGAACUCGCCGAGGCUCCUCGGGGAAGAAGCUACACCCGCGGGAGCUGGAAGGGCCUCCAGACCCCGGGCCGUUGUUGUUCUGUACCAUUGCAAGGGGAGCUGUAAAAUGAGCUUUUCUAACGUGGGUUCCUGCCGAGUAUUUUUCCAGCCUCCCCCUCCCCCUGCCACACAGGAGAGCCUCUGUUUAGCCAGCGCUUGGCAGUCGGUAGGUAGGUUGUACUGUAGGGAGGAGUGCAAAAUCAUGAUGGUUGUCUCGGAGAAAGCGGUUGCAUCUUUGCAAAACUAUAUACCUGCUGUGAUUUGUGUUUUCUUUUCUACUGAAGUAAUGAAGUUGUAAGUUCACACUGGCACAUUCGCAGGGCUGUGCAGAUUCUUUGCACUUUAUUUCAUAGGUUCAGUGUAUCUUUGCCUGCCUACAUCAAUCUGCAAGGGAGUUGCAGAAAAGCCUCAUGUUCAUCGAGCCGUGAGUCACAACCAAUUUCUAAGCUGUUAUAACAAAAAAGUGUUUGCUUUUUUUCACAAGUAACUUUAAAAGUGUAGUUUAGAAAGAAAACAUUUUCAAUAAAAAGACACUACAUUAAUCCUGGAUGCUUGCAAAUCCUGAAAUAUAUUCCUCCUUUAGUAUUACACAAUUCUGUGUCAUAUACACAGCUUACCUUUAAAAUUUGUCACAUACCACUUUGCCUUUACUUUUAUGUAUCAUUCCCCCUGACUUCCUUACUGCAGGUGUGGGCAAGAAAACUUUUCCUUUAAAACUUUUCAACAGCGGGCAUAAAAUUCUGCAGCUGAGGUCUUGAAGAAUGCAGAUGGGUACAGUAUGUGUUGGAACUCACAGUGUGUAUUGACUAACCUAGUUCCUUUUUUGCUUUUUUUGGUAUUGUCUUGUUAAAAGUGACUCCCAGGUGCCAACUCUCUUUGUUAAGGGUGGGGCUGCAAGGGGGAUAGGAAGAAUAGGUCUAGAUUAUUUAAUAGUCAUCGGUAAAGUUAGAAAGCUUUCUUCAUGUAAUUUUUGGCAAAACACUGCCUAUCUAUGCAUCUCUCGAUACAAAAAGAUUAAUGAGUCGCUUUUGUUGGUGGAAAUUACCAGCUAUGUAAGUCAUAUGUGGUUAUUUGUGGCCCUCUGAUUGGCAUGGGUCUUUGGAACCUCACAAUGCCCACAUGUAGAUGUGGGGCUAAUGACCUUUGAGUGCUCAGCCUUUUACUUCUGACUUCCUGACGACUUUGGCACAAUGAUGGAGUCAGAUCUCAUUAAGUGUGAUUCUUCAUGAUAUACUUAGCCACAAAAGUGUAUUCCAUGCCAGUUGUAAAUAUCUUUAGGUCAGCAUUUCAUUGUAUUUGAUGGGGAGAACACAAAAAUGAUAGCCUGCAAAUCAUUCAGAUGAAUUGUUGUACUAGAUAAUCUUUUGUGGUUAACAUGAUAAUAUUGUCUUAUUUAAAACCACAAAUGAAUUUCAGGAGACGAAACCAGACAGAGGGUCAAGUUUACAGAUGACCGUGUCUGCAAGAGUCACCUUCUGGACUGCUGCCCUCAUGACAUCCUGGCUGGGACGCGCAUGGAUUUAGGAGAAUGUACCAAAAUCCACGACUUGGCCCUCCGAGCAGAUUAUGAGAUUGCAAGUAAAGAAAGAGACCUGUUUUUUGAAUUGGAUGCAAUGGAUCACUUGGAGUCCUUUAUUGCAGAAUGUGAUCGGAGAACCGAGCUUGCCAAGAAACGGCUGGCUGAAACACAGGAGGAGAUCAGUGCGGAAGUUUCUGCAAAGGCAGAAAAAGUACAUGAGUUGAACGAAGAAAUAGGAAAACUCCUUGCUAAAGCUGAGCAGCUAGGGGCUGAAGGAAAUGUGGAUGAAUCCCAGAAGAUUCUCAUGGAAGUGGAAAAAGUUCGUGCAAAGAAAAAGGAAGCAGAGGAAGAAUACAGAAAUUCCAUGCCUGCAUCCAGUUUUCAACAGCAAAAGCUGCGUGUCUGUGAGGUCUGUUCAGCCUACCUUGGUCUCCAUGACAACGACCGUCGUCUGGCAGACCACUUCGGGGGCAAGUUACACUUGGGGUUCAUUCAGAUCCGAGAGAAGCUUGAUCAGUUAAGGAAAACUGUGGCUGAAAAGCAGGAGAAGAGAAACCAGGAUCGCUUGAGGAGGAGAGAGGAGAGGGAGCGGGAGGAGCGGCUGACCAGGAGGUCUGGAUCAAGAACCAGAGAUCGCAGGAGGUCACGCUCCCGUGACCGGCGUCGGAGGCGGUCAAGGUCUACAUCCCGGGAGCGACGGAAGUCUUCCCGUUCCCGGUCCCGAGACAGACACCGGCGCCACCGCAGCCGUUCCCGGAGCCAUAGCCGGGGACACCGCCGGGCUUCCCGGGACCGGAGUGCAAAAUACAAGUUCUGCAGAGAGCGGGCAGCAAGAGAGGAGUCCUGGGAGUGUGGGCGGAGCGAGCGGGGGUCCACUGACUGGAGGCUCGAGAGCUCCAACGGGAAGGCGGCUUCACGGAAGUCAGAGGAGAAGGAGGCCGGCGAGAUCUGAACCCACACCUGGGCUUUGUAAAUAGUCUGACAAAUGUUCAACACAGCCUAAAAUUACCCUUUAUAUUUGCUGAAUACAACUCAUCUUUUGUAGUUUAAAAUUUCUAUUGUUUUGGAGCUAGCUGUGAGUUUCUAGAGUUGUACAGAGUUGCUCCUGUGUUUUGGGGUUGUGUUGAGUAGGAAUAAAUAAAUAUGACGGACUGCCUCCUGA
Microcebus murinus (gray mouse lemur) is the source of this 3003-nucleotide messenger RNA. The record is from RefSeq and is a predicted model, not a curated record. NCBI's taxonomy places the organism in Eukaryota, Metazoa, Chordata, Mammalia, Primates, Cheirogaleidae.